GCAAAAUGGGAUUUGCCCGUAAUGAUGUAUCUAUUUGUGGGAAGCAUUAUCGAUCCAUUUGGAACUGUCGUUAGCUACAGUAGAUUGUAACAUAUGACAUUUCCUACACGUAUUGAAGAUCAUGGACUGGCCCUAUUUUAGGUGUAGUCUUAUAUGCCGUCAUUUCAGUCUCAUAUUGGGCUUACUAUGCGUAGGAUGUGUGUAUUUAAGCAGAACGAAUGAAUUCACCGCUGUGUUAAAUCCACUUAGGCAAACAGAUUGUAUUACCAAGUGCCAGGAUGGCUUGUUGGCCAAAGUUGAUCGCUUGGUUUUAUCUGGUAAAAUUGAUAUUAAAGACCCGGCUCCUGGCUUGGGAACCGUUGCAUCACUACAGUUGAAACUCUCUGAGAACACAGAGCCCAAUGAUCUUUCUAUAGUGGAUUUGGACAGUUGCUUUGGUCACGGGCCAAACACAGAAUCAUUUUACUGUGAGAAAACAGACAGCGCUAAUGUCUUUCACGUGUAUCUGAAUAUGUCAGCGGAUGUUUCGCUCAGCGAGAAGGAAGUUGUAAUACGCGUGUCUACAUAUGAAAACUCGCAGUUAGGAAACUUUGUCAAACUACCCAAAAUAUACAAUUUGCAGAAUGCGGUAUUAACCCUCAACAGUCACUCAUUGACACACGGAUGUUCGGGUAUUGAACUGGAGAAAGAAACUUCAGAAAUAACCUUGUGCUGUAUAAACAUGGCGUCUCCGUGUGAGGCUAUCAUACAUCACAUGGGCGUGACCCAAGUCAAAGCCAAGGACUGCGUCACAUAUACGAUACCUGAAGGGGCCAUAAGAGACUUCACCUUUACAUUCAAGGCAUGCAACCAACCUAACUUGGUUCACUCAUACAGAUGUCAAUUAAAAGUAUUACAAACUGGGAAAGCUCAAGAGUCCGGCAGUGAUGACGUAACAUUCACCAUUCUCCCUGUGCUCGGCAUUGUGGCUUUUAUUCUCGGAGUUCCCAUCAUUUGUUUUUGUUGUAGAAGUAAGAUUCAUUUAGAUUGUGUACGAGUGAACUCUAAACAUUAAUAGUUUAAAUUUACG
This is a messenger RNA of Biomphalaria glabrata, 1069 nucleotides long. RefSeq lists its product as uncharacterized. NCBI's taxonomy places the organism in Eukaryota, Metazoa, Mollusca, Gastropoda, Planorbidae. The record is from RefSeq and is a predicted model, not a curated record. The transcript has 6 exons. The coding region runs from base 122 to 1054 and encodes 310 amino acids.